AUGAACAAAGUGUUGAUGGAGAGCCGUGGCUACACCUUCAAGAGUAACCUGGGAGAGGGGAUGUUCGGCAAAGUGAUGAGUGCAUAUUCCACCCGCCUGAAGAGAAGCGUAGCCAUAAAGGUUAUAGACAAAAGAAAGGUUGAUGUUAGUUACCUGGCAAAGUUUUUGUCUCGGGAAAGGGAGAUCAUCAGGUCUCUUAACCAUCCCAACAUUAUCAAGACCCUAGACAUCUUUGAAAUACACAGAAACAAGGUGUAUGUGGUGAUGGAGCUCUGUAGGAAAGGAGACCUCUUGAAACAUAUCAAUGCUGCGGGGCCCUUACCUGAACAUGCAGCCUGCAGGCUUUUCACACAGCUGUGUGAGGCAGUCCAAUAUCUGCACAACAUGGAUGUAGUUCACAGAGACCUGAAGUGUGAGAACCUGCUGCUGGACAAGCAUCACAACCUCAAAGUGUGUGACUUUGGUUUCAGCAAGAGGCUCACUUAUGCACACGGGCGCGUGGUGCUGAGUGAGACCACCUGCGGCACCUACAGCUAUGUAGCACCUGAGAUUUCCAGAAAUGUUCCAUACGACCCCAGAGUGUCUGAUGUGUGGAGUAUGGCUGUUGUGCUGUACAUGAUGCUUCAUGCAGCAAUGCCCUAUGAUGCCACCAACGUCAGGAAGAUGCUGCGAAUUCAAAUUCAGCAUAUCGUUAACUUCCCUGACGUUCCAUCUGUCUCGCCGGAGGCAAAGGACCUUAUCCGCAGAAUGCUGGACCCUGCUGUGGAGCAGCGGAUUACUAUCGGCAACAUACUGCAGAGUUCCUGGAUGUUGCUCCCAGCGAGGAUGGAGGACAGUGCUGAGGGCCCCACACAGAGGGCGGGCUCUGAGCAGGGAGGUCCUUCAGAGGAAAAGGACAAAGAGGAUGAGCAACUUCCAAAAGUAAACUCAGAACCAGGGGAAGGACCAUCGACCUCUGUCCCAGGACACUGA
Eleginops maclovinus (Patagonian blennie) is the source of this 972-nucleotide messenger RNA. It is a transcript of the gene tssk6, whose product is annotated as testis-specific serine kinase 6. Lineage: Eukaryota; Metazoa; Chordata; Actinopteri; Perciformes; Eleginopidae. Gene Ontology annotation, cellular component: cytoplasm. The transcript is spliced from 2 exons. The record is from RefSeq and is a predicted model, not a curated record. Bases 1 to 972 code for a protein of 323 amino acids. Gene Ontology annotation, biological process: intracellular signal transduction; protein phosphorylation. Gene Ontology annotation, molecular function: ATP binding; protein serine/threonine kinase activity.